AUGGAUGGAGAUUUUUACAGAAGAUCAAUUGAUGAUGGGUUGUUAUUCCAGUACAUUAGUAAGUUUAAAAGACUGAAGAUUAUUGCAGAGUUUUUGGAACGACAUAUCUUUCACGGAUUUGGUUUACCCGAAACAAUUAUUGUUGAUAAUGGAUCUGUGUUUAGAGGAAGUGAAGUAUUGCAACUCGGCCACAAUAUGCAGGAACUCGAAGAGAACAAGUCAGGAACUACUCCUUAUCAGCUAACAUUUGGCUAUGAUGCAGUCUUGUCAAUGGAGUUGAAUGUUAAAUCAGUAAGGGUAGCUUUGCAACACAAUUUGAUACCUAUCGAUUACAACGAGGCUAUGCUUGCCGAGUUGGAAGACUUGGAUAAAGUAAAGAAGCUCGCUUUAGACCACUUUAUGGUCCACAAAGCAAAGGUGAUGAAAGCUUAUAGCAAAAUAGUAAAAUUCAAGUCAUUCGAAGAAGCCGAUAUGGUAUGGCAAACAAUCCUUCCACCUCGGAAGGUUGAUAGAACUUAUGGUAAAUGGUCCCCAACUUGGAAAGGACCAUACUUAUUUCAUCAAGUGUUACAUGGAGGUGCCUAUAAACUGAAGGAUUUGGAUGGUGACAUACAUGAAUGGCCAAUAAAUGGGAGCAGUAUCCGGCCGUUUCUCGCCGCCGUCGACCUCUCGGGGGAGAUAACCGAUCACUCUCGGGCAAGUACUAUUGUUUCUUGUCGACUCUCAGUUGUUAAUCAGUUGCCAGUUAAUUAA
This is a messenger RNA of Cornus florida, 753 nucleotides long. RefSeq lists its product as uncharacterized. Bases 1 to 753 code for a protein of 250 amino acids. The record is from RefSeq and is a predicted model, not a curated record. The transcript has 4 exons. NCBI's taxonomy places the organism in Eukaryota, Viridiplantae, Streptophyta, Magnoliopsida, Cornales, Cornaceae.